UGUUCUCCAUGUUCCUAGGAUUGCCUCAAGGGAUUAUGUACAUACACAGUUGCUCUGAAUCAAACUAAAUCCAAUCAUCCAAUGUACUAUUGCUGAAGUCAAUCGAGGAUGCGAAUGAGAGGCCGACAGCCGCUGUUGCCAACACAUGGUCCAUCAUCAUCCUUCCUUGGCUCAUCCUUCUCGACACUGCCCUCUUGUGACACUUCUCUGAAACUUGGAAUCUGCCUCAUUCUGCGCCCACUACUAAGCCACUGUGAUAAACCACCCUACAGCAUUUAAUAGCUAGCUCGCUCUCUCCCCUCGGACUGCCUAACAUCGUUAUUACCUCGAAGCUCACCAUGACCAACGAGAAGUACAAUCCUCCUCGAGGCCCGCCUCCUGGUUGGAGCAAGAAACAAGAAGCUUCAUCACAGGGCUAUGCGCCUCCUCCAGGUCCACCGCCAGGCUACCAAAAGCACGACGAGAAGGCUAGUUCGAGUGAACACUUCGCUCCUCCUCCAGGCCCUCCCCCAGGUCAUGUUCCAUCUAACGACUACCACAAUGAAGCGGCCCCACCAGAAUAUGCACCAUGGCUAUCUGUGCCAGAUUCGAGUCUACUACCGCCUGCCCCUACUAUGACCUAUGAUACCUCUCCUACAGCCAACGCAACACAAUACUCGGCAGAACAAGCAAAGGAUUGGUGCAAUCGCAAUCGUCUCUACCCACCUGGUCAGAUUCCUGCCUCAGUCCAUGAGGAUUUCCGUCUCCAUGGAUUUACUUUCAGUCAACCUCCACCAAACUUUACAGGCGAAUUGACGAGAGCGAUGCGUCAGCAGAACACUUGGUCGGUUCGCACACGUAAAAACUGCGAAGAUUGUAGCCUGACCACAUCCGCGCCUCUUUAUUCUGCCGCCCUCAAUGAUCCUCUGAGGAACCAGGGUAGACCUUUCACAAUCUACUUUGAGAUCCGCGUGACUCGCAUGGGAUCUGACUCUGGAGAUGAGGGAGACGCUGGAAUCGCGAUCGGGUUUGUGGCACCUCCUUAUCCUCCUUUCCGACUCCCUGGCUGGGAGAGGGCCAGCCUCGGUGUACAUGGCGAUGAUGGACGUCGUUACAUUGACGAUGAUGGUGGCGGCCAAGACUUUACCACUUAUUUCAAGGAUGGAGAGACGGUCGGUAUUGGUAUGAACAUCAAACCAGCACAAUUCCCUGGCCGCAGGAGGGACGUUGAGGUCUUCUUCACCCGAGAAGGUCAGAAGGAAGGAGGCUGGAACAUGUACGAGGAGCGUGAUGGAGACGACAGCGGCAGCAUCGUGGGUCUUGAAGGCGACCAUGAUUUGAUGGCUGCAGUUGGCAUGUUUGGUCAGGUUGAUUUUGAGGUGAGAUUCCGCAGGCAGGAAUGGCUGUACCGCCCUUGAGCAUACUUUUGAGCGGGGAUGGAGUCAUGCGAGAUGCUCCAAAUGAGAUAGCGUUUCAGACGUUGAAUAUUUACCGCCCACCCUUGAAACGAGCCGUUCAUUGGGUUCUGCUGAGCAUCAGCUUGAACGAUCGACCUUUGUGGAAGAGUUGUAGUCGACAGUGCACCUAAGAGAUGCUGGCUUCUCGUAUGAUCGUUCCAGCAAUAGAUGAUUGUUUCGAGAGAUACGAGGAGUCGGUCAAAAAGAUGAAGCAAAAUUGCAGAAAGCCAAAAAUAGAGUGACGCAAGU
Messenger RNA from Aureobasidium pullulans EXF-150, 1685 nucleotides. RefSeq lists its product as uncharacterized. The transcript has a single exon. Bases 339 to 1397 code for a protein of 352 amino acids. Lineage: Eukaryota; Fungi; Ascomycota; Dothideomycetes; Dothideales; Saccotheciaceae. The record is from RefSeq and is a predicted model, not a curated record.